CAAACUAAACCAUGGAUAGUUUGUCUGGGUAACAAUUUUUAUUUUAAUUUAUUUUUUUUUUUUUAUUUUGUGGAUUUGUUGUUUAACAUGACUCUGGUCGAAAAAAAAAGUGACACUAAACUAACGCUAAAUAUUGUGGUCAACAUAAAUUUGUAAUUAAUCAUGUCGGUUGGGUCCCGACAUAAGGAAUGGGAACGUUCCCUUAUUUGCAGACCCAUUGAUAAUCUAACAACUGAAGCCGGCUUAAGAGCCCAGCGUUGUGCAAUGGUCGCAACCCGCGAGCGCGAGGAUAUUCCCACCACGAUGGCCAUGCUCAUUGGCUGGGAGUAUGCGCGGAUUUGGUUGCAGGAUCGCGAUAACUAUCAGAAGAAGAAGCAAACCGCAAAGAAGAAGUUCAUCCAAAACGACUUUGAAUGGUGGCUAAAGCUGCGCAAAACUAACAAGUGUUUUUGUCCCAAGUGAUGUUACUGUUACUGGCCAAAAGCUUUACGUUGAUAACGGUAUUAUCGAAGACACACACCAUUCGCGUGCAAGCUUUUGGCUAUUAAAAUCACAACAUUUCUGGCAAUCUUUUUUCUUGAAGCGGCGAAACUUGACUAAUGCGCAAUUCCUUGUAUUAAACACACACACACACACACACACACACACACCACUAACGGUAAACCAUAUUUUUACAUACAAUUUUUAUGCACGCUGAGUAGGUUAAUAAAAUGAGUCUUUUUAA
Molecule: messenger RNA, 724 nt
Organism: Drosophila virilis
Lineage: Eukaryota; Metazoa; Arthropoda; Insecta; Diptera; Drosophilidae
Source: RefSeq, a predicted model, not a curated record